This is a messenger RNA of Tinamus guttatus (white-throated tinamou), 1350 nucleotides long. The record is from RefSeq and is a predicted model, not a curated record. NCBI's taxonomy places the organism in Eukaryota, Metazoa, Chordata, Aves, Tinamiformes, Tinamidae.
AUGGCGCAGCCCGGGAAGCACCGCGGGCCUCCCGCGCGCGGCCUCCCGUGCGGCGCCUCGGCCGCGCCAGGCUCGCCUCAGGACCCCGCUCGUCACGCUUUGAAGUAUGCAAGCCGUGACUAUGCAUCACAACAAACCUUAAAUGAAGUGGUGAUAGCAAGUGCUGUGAGGACACCAAUUGGAUCUUUCCAAGGAUCUCUUUCAUCACUGCCAGCCACUAAGCUUGGUUCCAUUGCAAUUAAAGGAGCAAUCGAUAGAGCAGGUGUCCCGGCGCAGGAGGUCAAGGAGGUUUACAUGGGCAACGUGCUGCAGGCGGGACAGGGGCAGGCGCCCGCCCGACAAGCGCUCCUGGGUGCAGGUCUGCCGAUCUCUACUCCUGCUACUACUGUGAACAAAGUCUGUGCUUCUGGAAUGAAAUCCAUCAUGCUGGCAGCACAAAGUCUAAUGUGUGGCUCUCAGGAUGUAAUGGUUGCUGGUGGAAUGGAGAGCAUGUCCAAUGUACCCUAUAUGAUGAACAGAGGAACAACACCUUAUGGGGGACUAAAACUGGAGGAUCUGAUAGUAAAAGAUGGGCUUACGGAUGUUUAUAACCAUAUCCAUAUGGGUAACUGUGCUGAGAACACUGCCAAGCAGCUGAGCAUCUCGCGGGAGGAGCAGGACACCUACGCCAUCGGCUCCUACACCAGGAGCAGGACAGCCUGGGAGUCCGGAGCGCUCGCAAGUGAAAUCGUUCCUGUCACUGUUUCACAGAAAGGAAAGCCAGAUACAGAAGUGAAGGAAGAUGAAGAAUACAAACGUGUUGAUUUUAGUAAAGUCCCAAAGCUCAAGACUGUUUUCCAGAAAGAAAAUGGAACGGUCACGGCCGCCAACGCCAGCACCCUGAACGACGGGGCAGCUGCUGUGCUCCUCAUGACCACAGAGGCUGCCAAGAGGCUCCAGGUUAAACCACUGGCACGAAUAGUAGCUUUUGCAGAUGCUGCUGUGGCCCCUAUUGACUUCCCAAUCGCACCGGCUUAUGCUGUUCCCAAGAUCCUAAGUGCAACAGGACUUAAAAAAGAGGAUAUUGCCAUGUGGGAAAUCAACGAGGCAUUCAGUGUGGUGGUGCUGGCCAACAUGAAGAUGCUGGGUGUUGAUCCACAAAAAGUGAACAUUCAUGGUGGUGCUGUCUCUCUUGGACAUCCUAUAGGGUAUCGUUUCCCUGUGCCUACGCUCCGCUUGGUUCCCUGCAGCAUGUCCGGCGCCAGGAUCGUUGUGCACAUGGUGCACGCGCUGAAGCAGGGCCAGUUGGGCCUGGCAGGAAUCUGCAACGGGGGCGGAGGAGCCUCUGCCAUCCUCAUCCAGAAGCUCUAA